AUGGUUAUUGCCAAGAAAGUUGAGUACCAGUUGCAAUUCUUUAAUGGCAGGAAGCAAGAGUUUCAUGUUAUAGAAACAUCACUAGCAUUCAGCAAGGCAUCAGUUUAUGUUCACUCUAGCCAUAUUGAUGUCAAUUUGGGGAAGCAGGUUAAAAGGUUCUUUAGGGCUGCUUCCAAAGCAACAUGUGUUGCUGCCUAUGAAUAUAUCCGGUUCAUAAGGUUUCUAAAAGGACAAGUUGUGGACAAGUCUGGAAUUAGUCUAAUGUGA
Dovyalis caffra is the source of this 267-nucleotide messenger RNA. Lineage: Eukaryota; Viridiplantae; Streptophyta; Magnoliopsida; Malpighiales; Salicaceae. The record is from the annotation of a GenBank genome assembly.